This is a messenger RNA of Salvelinus sp. IW2-2015, 1747 nucleotides long. Its product is annotated as sialoadhesin-like. Gene Ontology annotation, biological process: cell surface receptor signaling pathway. Gene Ontology annotation, cellular component: plasma membrane. Gene Ontology annotation, molecular function: transmembrane signaling receptor activity. The record is from RefSeq and is a predicted model, not a curated record. Lineage: Eukaryota; Metazoa; Chordata; Actinopteri; Salmoniformes; Salmonidae.
AUGACCAGCCCCAUUCGUGUCACAGCCACAGGAACUGUAGGGGUCCGGAAGACUUGCCAGAGGCUUAGAAUGGAGUUAUCUCUGCCUGAAACUACGCUGACCGUGAAUCCAAACACUGCAGACACUGGAGAGACAGUAACUCUGACAUGUUCAGUGGGAUCUGACAGUGGCUGGAGGUAUACAUGGUACAAAGACAACACUAAGAAAGUAGUGACCUUGUCUAGCAGACACACUACAACAGGAGCCACCUUCACCAUCAGUAGAGCUGCUGAGUCGGACCAGGGUCUCUACUGGUGUCAGGGAGAGAUCCAGUCCAGACCCACAUGUGUAACUCCUGGACCCUCUACAUCAGUCCUAGUAGGAGUGGUUGUGGGCCUGGUUAUUGCUGGUGUUCUACUGGCCAUUCUCCUGGUACUGCUGUGUCGAUAUAAAAACGCCAUAGGCCCCCCCAGCCCCAGAGGACCAACCUUGACCCCCAACAGGACCAAGGAUCUACCCAGGGCCAGGCUCCUGGUGCUGAGUGGCGCUAACAUCUAUGAUACAAUCACUCCCUCAGACAGUAAUGACAGUGAUGCUGAUGCUGCUACUACUGGAUCAAGUGAUGUGACUUACACACAGAUUCAACUCAAAAGGUUGGACAAGAAGAAGAAAACUGAUCCAACAGAAAAUCCAGUCUAUUCUGAGGUCAAGACAGGGAAGACCACAGCAGCAACUGGACCUGUUGAUGUGACCUAUGCUGAGGUUGACCUUAAACAGAAGGCCAAAGCCAAGAAGAAGAAAGAAACAUUAACCCCACCUGAGGCAGAUUCGGUCUAUUCUCAAUUGAAGCCAGGCACAGCCCCAGACAGACACCCAGCAGCCCAGUCAUUGUCACUGCUCUUGAGAAACAGAAACAGAUUGCCACGGAGACCACAAAUCACAGGAAGUGACAUCACCACAAGAUGUUACCUGAAACGUAGAAGAGGGGCCUUUAUAUUCAGUGGAGAGUCUGUCACUCUCAGAUGUCACAUACAAAGGGGAGAAGUCACUGACUGGGAAUACACAUGGAGCAAGGAUGCUGUAGCCUUAUUCAGUAGGGAGCAUAAAUAUGAGAUCAGUGAGGUUAUGAUUUCAAACAGUGGAGACUACUCGUGUCUGGGUAAACAUAUUGAUAAUGGGACGGAUUCUAUGUGGAGUGAUGCAGUCAGACUGACAGUGACAGCUCUUCCUGAAACUACACUGACCGUAAAUCCAAACCCUGCAUACAAUGGAGAGACAGUAACUCUGACGUGUUCAGUGGGAUCUGACAGUGGCUGGAGGUAUACAUGGUACAAAGACAACACUAAGAAAGUAGUGACCUUGUCUAGCAGACACACUACAACAGGAGCCACCUUCACCAUCAGUAGAGCUGCUGAGUCUGACCAGGGUCUCUACUGGUGUCAGGGAGAGAUCCAGUCCAGAUCCAUAUCAUCAAUCAUCAGUGAUCCUGUCACAAUCACUGUGAAAUCUCUUCCCACGGCCUCAGUGAAAGCCUCUCCACGCGGUCCCCUCUAUUCUGGAGAGACAGUCACUCUGCAGUGUGACAUAUCAGACUACAGAGUCUGGACGUACCGCUGGCACAGAGACAACCAUCUGCUUCCCAUUCCGACCAGUAAAACCACCACCAUCUCUCUCCCUGACCAGGCUGGUCAGUACCAGUGUGAGGGGACAAGGACAAGACGGCCCGAGAGGACAUAUCUCAGCUCAUCUCUCACCAUCGUUGUUGCUG